AUGCUUGAGGGCCAUUCAGAUUCAAUCAAUAAGGUGGCCUUCUCAACUGAUAGGUAUACUUUAGUGUCAGGCUCAGACGACAAGACUAUCAAGCUCUGGAAAAUAACGACCGGUAUAGAGCAGCAGACGCUCAAGGGCCAUUCAGAUUCAGUUAGUUCAGUGGCCUUCUCACCAGAUAGGUAUACUUUACUCUGGGAUAUAACGACUGGCAUAGAGCGGCAGACGCUCAAGGGCUAUUCAGAAUGGGUCUGGUCAGUGGCCUUCUUACCUGAUGGAUGCACUUUAGCGUCAGGCUCAUAUAACAAUACUAUUAAGCUCUGGGAUACAACAACUGGUAAAGUGUGGAAGACACUUACAGGCUAUUCAGAUCUAGUUAGCUCCGUGGCCUUCUUACCUGAUAGAUGUACUUUAGCGUUGGGCUUAUCUGACAAGACUAUUAAGCUCUGGGAUACAACAACUGGUAAAGUGUGGAAGACACUUACAGGUCAUACAGAGCUGGUUAACUCCGUGGUCUUCUCGCCUGAUAGAUACAGUUUACUCUGGGAUAAAGAGACCGGCACAGUGUGCCAGACAUUCAAUAAUCAUUUAGGUGCAAUUAUUUCAGUGGCUAUCUCGCCUAAUGGAUGUACUUUGCUCUGGGAUAAAAAGACCGGCACAGUGCGCCAGAUGUUUGAGGGCCAUUUAGGUUCAAUUAUUUCAGUGGCCCUCUCGCCUGAUGGAUAUACUUUAGCAUCAGGCUUGUCGGACAAAGCUAUCAAGCUCUGGAAUACAGUAACUGAUAUAGAGUGGCAGGUGUAUAAGAGUUAUUUAGAUUCAGUUAAUUCAAUCGCUUUCGCGCCUGAUGGGGGCACUUUAGUGUCAGGCUCUGACGAUAAGACUAUCAAGCUCUGGGACACGAUGACCGGUAAGCUACGGCAGAUGCUGAAGAGUCAUUCAGAGUGGAAGACACUUACAGGCCAUUCAGAUUGGAUUAAUUCAGUGGCCUUCUCGCCAGAUGGGCAUACUUUAGUAUCGGGCUCAGAUGACAAGACUAUUAAGCUCUGGGAUACAAUAACUGGCAAAGUGCGGAGGACACUUAUAGGCUAUUUAGAUUGGAUCAAUUCAGUGGCCUUCUUGUCUGAUGGGUAUACUUUAGCCACCGGCUCAGAUAACAAGACUAUCAGGCUCUGGGAUACAACAACUGGUAAAGAGUGGAGAAUACUUACCGGGUAUUCAGAUUCAGUUAGUUUAUUAGCCUUCUCGUCUGAUGGGUAUAAUUUAGUAUUAGGUCUGCGAUAUAACAACCGACAGAAAAUUGACGUUCAAGAGUUAUUUAGGUUUAUUCAGUUCAGUGGUCUUCUCGCCGGAUGGGCAUACUUUAGCCUCCGGUUCAGAUGA
Molecule: messenger RNA, 1377 nt
Organism: Aspergillus caelatus
Lineage: Eukaryota; Fungi; Ascomycota; Eurotiomycetes; Eurotiales; Aspergillaceae
Product: WD40 repeat domain-containing protein
Exons: 6
Coding region: 1-1377 (458 amino acids)
Biological process (GO): negative regulation of transcription by RNA polymerase II
Cellular component (GO): transcription repressor complex; nucleus
Molecular function (GO): protein binding
Source: RefSeq, a predicted model, not a curated record